This is a messenger RNA of Hansenula ciferrii, 1230 nucleotides long. RefSeq names its product co-chaperone SGT1 (gene SGT1). The transcript has a single exon. Gene Ontology annotation, biological process: protein stabilization. Bases 1 to 1230 code for a protein of 409 amino acids. Lineage: Eukaryota; Fungi; Ascomycota; Saccharomycetes; Phaffomycetales; Wickerhamomycetaceae. Gene Ontology annotation, molecular function: protein-folding chaperone binding. The record is from RefSeq and is a predicted model, not a curated record.
AUGGCCAUUGAUAAGAUUAUCCUGAACGGGAACAAGCUGCUAGAUGAUCAACAACUGGACGAAGCUCUUGUCCAAUUUGAAUUAGCACUUAAAGAGAAUCCAAAUGCUUUCAAGGCAUUGAUUGGUAAAGCUACUGCUUUACAAAGAUUGAAAAAAUAUGAUGAAACAUUUAAAGUAUUGGGUAAAGCUGGUAAAGUUGCUAAAGAUAGAGGUAAUAGAACUCAUUUAGCCACUGUUUUCCAUAAAUAUUUCCUGUAUUAUUAUAAUCAAAAUGAAUUACAAUUAGCUAUUGAAUAUUUAAAUCUUGCAAAAAAAUAUUCAUUUGAUAAACAACAAGUUGAAUUAUGGUUCAUUAAAUUACAUAAAAAGGCUGAUAAAUUAGAGUUGAAAGAUCUUGAUUGGACAGCUAUACAUAAUCCUGAUUCUACUCCAUCAAGUGCUGGUACAAAUACAACAACAUCAUCAUCUCAAUCACAAGAACAAACACAAACCCAACCACAAACACCAUCAACUUUCAAAGGGAAAGGUAUUAGACUUGAUAUGUUACAACAAGGUGAUGAUAAAGUUAUAAUCAAUAUUUUCAUUGAUAAAGUUCCAAAAGAUGAGAAAUUAGUUAAUGUUGAAUUUACUGAAACUUCUGUAUCAAUUGACUAUCCAACCAAAAACAGUUCAGAAUUUCAAUAUGAAAUUGAUCCAUUAUUUGCUAAAAUUGAUCCUAAAUCAUCAAAUUUCUUAGUUAAUGAAACUACAAUUCAAUUAAUCUUGGUUAAAGUUGAUACUUCUAUUGAUUGGACACAAAUUGAACAACGUGGUCAAGAAACUACUCAAUUAGUUAAUGGGAAUGAUGAAUCUAAUAAAAAAGAUGAAUCUGAUUCCCAAAUGAAACAAGCUAUAUUGAAUCCUACCAAAAAUAUCUCAUUAUCUGAGAAUAAACCUAAACCAAUUCCGAUUGAAGAAAUUUCAAAACCUUCAGGAAUUGCUUAUCCAUCAUCUGCUAAAAAUGCAAGAGAUUGGAGUAAAUUUGAAAUUGAAGAUGAUGAUGAAGAAGAAGGUGGUGAAGAUGCUUUCUUUAAAAAAAUUUAUGCAGGUGCUAGUGAAGAAGGUAAACGUGCAAUGAUGAAAUCUUAUCUGGAAAGUAAUGGUACUGCUUUAAGUACAAAUUGGGAUGAAGUUGGUUCUAAAAAAGUUGAAACUUCACCACCAGAUGGUCUGGAAGCCAAAAAAUGGUGA